CUCCCAGUCAUCUUCCUUGCCUCUUGCAGAGAUGACCAUGAACACUUUUGUCCUCUCUCUCUCUGUCUCCACUUUCCUCCCUCAUCACAGAGCAAAGCACAAGACCUGUCUCGUCGAUGGAGCGUUUUGCCUGGCCUGAGUACCUCUCCUCAAGCCGCAAGCACGCGAUCCAGGAGCUCCUCCAUGGCCAGAACCCCACGAAGAAGCUCAGACAUCUCUUGGACGCUCACUCUCAAACUGGCAAUGACACGGGGCAGCCCUUGUUUGCGGAAGAUCUGAUCGUCAACGCCCUCAGGUCGUUCAGCAACACCCUAUCCCUAUCAAGCAGCUCCGAGUCUUACGAGGUCUUGCAGGUCCCGACCAACGCCUGUGUCAGGUCCGAGGUCUCCGAGGGAAGUGAGAGCAUCAACACCCCGGUCCCGAGAAAGACUUUAGAUACAUGGACAAGACUGGACCAGAAUUUGAUGGACGAUGGGCAACAAUGGAGGACAUGUGAUCAGAAAUUGAUUCUCAACUCCAAGUUACCCCCAGGGCAUCUAGCUGGAAAGAAUUGCCGGAAUGAGCUAUCAGAAACAACAGUUAGUAAAGGGCCUGUUGAUCAGGCUACAUUACACCAUUCACCUGUGGAGCCUAGACUUCGGGGAAAAGAUGAUACCUUGGGUUCAAGCUCUGCAAAGACUCCCAAACCCCCAUUGAUGCUGUUGGAUGCCAUCUCAAAAGAAGUUGCUGCCAAGGAUAUGAACACAAUCAAUGCUAAUUAUGAACUUUACAGGACCAAGAGGAUCUCUCGAGAUGACUUCAUCAAGAGGUUGAGAUCAAUAGUUGGUGAUGAAUUGCUGUGGUCCAUCAUAAGGAGUCUUGAGGGCAAGCUGACUCUUGGAUCUCGUCACAAUUCAAAGGUGCCUAAGCCGGAGCAAGAGGUUUGAAUCUUCUUAUUUAAUUAUGCAAUGCUGUUGUCCUUAGUGUCGUGGGGAUUGCGACUGCAUUUAGAUCUUGGCUUCUUUUUCCUGGGUGUUUGAAAGUAUCUCUUUUUGGAUCCAUAUGUAUAUAUUCGUAAUUCUAUGGAAUUCUUGCUUGUUGCUGCUCAGCCUAGUAAAGAACUACACUGUUGUUAGUAAUUUUUCAUGUUGGAAAAGAAACAAUCGGCAUAUUAUUUACCUGA
Messenger RNA from Syzygium oleosum, 1162 nucleotides. RefSeq lists its product as uncharacterized. Lineage: Eukaryota; Viridiplantae; Streptophyta; Magnoliopsida; Myrtales; Myrtaceae. The transcript has 6 exons. The record is from RefSeq and is a predicted model, not a curated record. Bases 117 to 926 code for a protein of 269 amino acids.